GAGGUGAAAGGUCACACUGCAGUUUGGCGGCCAUUUCUCUUUAAGCUCAGUGGUUCGGGACCUGUGAUAGCUUCUGUAGUCGCGAGGGACAGGCGGCGGCUCGGUUGGCGGCGAGUAGCUUGCAGCAUUCACUCGUAGUUACCAUGAGUUUGCCCCUCAAUCCCAAACCUUUCCUCAAUGGAUUAACAGGAAAACCAGUGAUGGUGAAACUUAAGUGGGGAAUGGAGUACAAGGGCUACCUGGUAUCUGUAGAUGGCUAUAUGAACAUGCAGCUUGCAAAUACAGAAGAAUACAUAGAUGGGGCAUUGUCUGGACAUCUGGGUGAAGUUUUAAUAAGGUGUAAUAAUGUCCUUUAUAUCAGAGGUGUUGAAGAAGAGGAAGAAGAUGGGGAAAUGAGAGAAUAGCAUCUUUUCCGUUUUUUUAUAUAUAUAUAUUUCUAGACAAUAAAGGUUUGUUUGUUUUUCCAACUUGA
Nycticebus coucang (slow loris) is the source of this 472-nucleotide messenger RNA. It is a transcript of the gene SNRPF, whose product is annotated as small nuclear ribonucleoprotein polypeptide F. The record is from RefSeq and is a predicted model, not a curated record. Lineage: Eukaryota; Metazoa; Chordata; Mammalia; Primates; Lorisidae. The coding region runs from base 144 to 404 and encodes 86 amino acids. Gene Ontology annotation, biological process: spliceosomal snRNP assembly; mRNA splicing, via spliceosome. The transcript is spliced from 4 exons. Gene Ontology annotation, cellular component: U1 snRNP; catalytic step 2 spliceosome. Gene Ontology annotation, molecular function: RNA binding.